This is a messenger RNA of Bicyclus anynana (squinting bush brown), 5204 nucleotides long. RefSeq names its product heterogeneous nuclear ribonucleoprotein F (gene glo). NCBI's taxonomy places the organism in Eukaryota, Metazoa, Arthropoda, Insecta, Lepidoptera, Nymphalidae. The transcript has 10 exons. The record is from RefSeq and is a predicted model, not a curated record. The coding region runs from base 205 to 2139 and encodes 644 amino acids. Gene Ontology annotation, biological process: regulation of RNA splicing. Gene Ontology annotation, cellular component: nucleoplasm; ribonucleoprotein complex. Gene Ontology annotation, molecular function: RNA binding.
AGUAAAGAUAUCUUUUCUGUGGUUUCGUGGUGGUGAAUGGUGAUUUCGAUUUUCGUGCUUUCAAAGAUUGUGAAUUUUAGGAAUUUUCUAUUAAAUAGCAUACGUAUUUAAUUACGCUUUAAUAUUAUUUGCCGAGUUCCAAUUAGUCUCUACAGAAAUAAUAAAUUAUAAAUAUUAGCCACCGGUUUGAAAUAAUAACAAAAAAUGUUUGGAGCCGGAGAUGGUAGCCAAAUUAUCAAGUUGCGUGGAUUGCCUUUCUCCACAACGGUUGAUGAUGUGCUUCAAUUUCUAAGUGGUAUCAGUGUCGUAAACGGGAAAGAUGGUGUCCAUUUAACUGAAGUUCGUCCGGGAAGGCCAUCAGGAGAAUGCUUCGUGGAGGUGGAGACCCAAGAAGAUGUGGAGGAGGCUUUGAAAAAAGACAAGGAAAACAUGGGCAAGAGAUAUAUUGAGGUAUUUUCUACUGACCGUCAAGAUAUGGAAUGGGCUUUGAAUGCAAUGCGUCAGAGUGAGAAUGGCUUUGAGAGCAUCCCAAAUGUCUCUGACGAUUAUGGCAUAGUUAAACUGAGGGGAUUGCCAUUUGGCUGCUCUAAAGAAGAAAUUGAACUUUUCUUUGACGGGUUGACGGUGGCCCAAGACGGGGUGCACUUGCUAUCGGACCACACGGGGCGGGCCUCGGGCGAGGCGUUUGUUUACUUCGUUGACAAGCAGAGCGCUCAGGACGCUCUCGGAAGGGACAGGGAAAAAAUAGGACACAGGUACAUCGAGGUGUUCAUAAGUUCGCCGGACGAGGUGCGCGCCUACUCGUCGCGCAUGGAGGGCGGCGCGUUCAAGUCUGCGCGCGGCUACCGGCCCACGCCCUACGACCGCAACGACCGGUUCUCCGGCGGACGAUUCGGAGGCCGCGGCGGUAGGGGCGGCUCUUUUGGACGGGAUUUCGAAACGAGCGAAUAUCGCCGUGAUUCAUUGUCGAUAUCGCCGGUAGAUACACCAGACAGCACACAAGAAGGGGGGCCUGAUCAAAAUGACAUUUUGGAUGAGUCUAGCUUUCUAGAGGAAACCGCAUCGUCUGAUUUGGACCCUGACAUAAUAGCUGCUCUCGGAGAUUCCACUUCCGACGCACCCAAUUACGGUGAAAACAUUCACGAUCAUUUAUCGAAGUUGUGGCUUGAUUUACUGAAGAAAGGCAUACAGAAGGAAAUUAAAGACAAGUUGCUAAUGGACUACGUGGCUCCAGACAACUGUAGACUCCUGCAAGCGCCUAAGCUGAAUGCAGAGAUUUCUGCUGCCGUACCGGACCCGGUGCGGUAUCGUGAUAAAAGCCUUUCUAUAUCGCAGCAACAGUUGGGCUCAGGCAUCACUGCCAUCAGUAGGGGCAUGCAGAUGCUGCUAAAAGAUGAAAACAAAGUGAAUGCUCUGAAACAUUUCAGCAACGCUUGCCGGUUGCUUUGCGACGCACACCAUUCAGCGACGCAAACUAGAAUAAAACUGUUAACUCCCCAUUUAGAUAACCUAACCUUGAAAAUAAUAAACGAGUCAGAGCGAGAUGAGACAUUAUUCGGCAAAACAUUGUCGGAGAAGAUGAAAGCCGCUAAUGCUAUUGAGAAGCAGCGUCGUUCUGUCAAAAAGCUUACUUUAUCACAAAAAUCAACGGCCCAAACAUCCAGAACCAGCCGAACCACUUCUUCGUAUCAGGGAAACUGGCAAGCGCGACCUCGCUACCAGAGAUCAACAUCCCUUACACACGAGCCUUACUCUGGUUGCCGCGAGGCUCUGCGGGAGUCGUUCACCGGGAAAGGCGGCGGCGCGGGGUACGGGGGCGGGCGCGCGGGCGGCGGGCGGCACGACUCGUGCCACUGCGUUCACAUGCGCGGGCUGCCUUUCAAAGCCUCGCCGCAGGAUAUCGCCUAUUUCUUCAAGCCCAUCCGGCCGAUGAACAUCAACAUCCUGUACGACAACAGCGGCCGACCGUCGGGAGAGGCUGAUGUGGAGUUUGAAUGCCACGAGGACGCCAUGAGGGCGAUGAGACGAGACAAGAACAACAUGGAACACCGUUACAUAGAGUUGUUCAUGAAUUCCUCCCCCGGAGGGGGCGGCCCCGCCGGCGGCAACUUCAAGAACCGCACCUUCAGGAACUACUGACGAGUGACGUCACACAUUUGUACCACAGAAUACUGACACAAAGGCGAAAUGGCGCAGGGGCGGCGGAAAAGUUGCUUAAAACGCAUUGACCUCUUACAUUAAAAGGACGCACAAUCAUGUAGAAAAUAUCACUUGAGAACUGGCCAAUUUUGACUUUGACAGUUUUAGAAUUAUUGGUAAAGAAAAUUAUACCUAAAAGCCUUUAUAGUCCAAUAUUCAAUAAAAUCCCUAAUUCAGAGCAAAUUCAACCUUGGUUGAGUUUAAGGUCGAAUUUGCAAUUGCGACAAUUUGAAUUGAGCGCCAAAAAGUUGUGUUUGGCACUCAUUGUGUGGGGACGUUUUUGGUCGCUGAUUGUGCAUCCACUUUUUAAUAAUUGAAGUUCUUAUUGACUUAUUUUUGUAAUUAUUAUUUUCAGUUUUGCUCACUCACAAAUAACUUGCCUUUUUAUCGGUAAAAGAAGUUUUAAAAUUGGUUCGUCCAGAUAUUUUAGCAUCCAAAUAUCCGUCUACAACUUCAUAAACUUUACCUCCUUAUGAUAUUAGUAGAUAAAUGUUUUUUUUUUUGAUAAAUAAUAUUACAUACAACUACUAAUACAUACAAGUAUAUUAUUAUUUAAAGAAUUUAAAACAUUUGAAACAUUUCGCCUCCUUGCGCCGAAAUUUAUUCUUUUUAGAGGGACUAAAUACACUUUUUAAUGUCAUCGUGUUUAAUUUACAAGUAAAUAAAUUGUUCUGAAUUUGUUAAAUUAUAAUAAAUAUUUUCUUAUAUUAUUUUAAUAAAUAAUUAAAUUAAUUGUAAUAAGUGUGUUUAGUGCCAUCUAUCGUACUUAAUAAUACAAAAUAGUAACAAACCUGAAUGAUUGUAUAAUAUUUUUACUAUAGUAAAAUAAUUCUUACUAGUAAAACGAACAUUUUAAGAAAUUAUCCAAUUCUGUUCCAGCUUAUAAUAAAUAAUAAGUAUUUUUUAAAGUGUUAUUACGCAACGCGAUUUCAAUCAUUUUCACGUUUAUUUGAAAGUGAUUGGCAUUGCUACUAGUCUCGUAAUACUCGUAUAUUAUAUCAAUAAAAGCACUUCAAACAACGUCAAAUUUAACAAUUUUAAGAGUAAAUUAGUUAUGGCCUUGUAUGCGUGAACGACAUAAUAUCUUGUGAAGAAAAAUAAACGUCGACCAAUAGUGGUGGAGUUGAAAAUAUGGGUCUCUUGUUCAUUGCGUUAACACGAAAGAGAAAGCAAUAAUUAAUUAAUAAGGUAGUUGACUCAUAUCAAAUUUAAUAUAAGCAACAUUAGUUUCGUACAUGGAAUAAAGGUCCGAAAUAUAUCGAUAUUAAUUAAUAAAAGUCAAUAAGUUCAUAGAAAACUUUAUUUAAAAAUUAUUUAUUUAUUUUUCCAAGCAUCUAAACCGCUGUCGUUCAAUUUGUGACGUCACAAUGGUACUUCAUGUACUAAAGGAAUACUAAACAUCAAAAUAAUAUAAUAAAUUAAUCAAUUUGACAAACAAUAUACAUAAAUAUGUAUUUAAAAGUUAAAAUGUUUAUGUAUUCACAUCUCGAAAAAAUAUGGUAUUUUUUUCAAUCUAGUAGAACGAUAAUGAACAAUUUAAGAUCAUUUAAAAAAGUGUCAACUAGCCUAUUAAGACAGUGAUACUCGGUAUUAUGUCAGGGUGUGCAUUUUAGGCCUAAUGAAAUAAGUUUUAAUAUUAAAUUAAUUAAUAGCUUGAUUUUAACAAAAAUGUUGUGUAAUGAAUGGGUCCAAAAAUUGUUUUUGUACAAAGAUUUUAAGAUCCAUUUUGGAUUAAUUUACUAAGUGAUUGGUUUUUCGUGGAAAAUGAUGUAAUGAUACGCGCACAAUGCUAUUAUCCUACUACCAUUUUUUUUGAUCCCUUUUUUUUAGUUGACAACAAGUAAUUUUGUCUACCACCUAAUUCCUCAUCAAAAACCACAAGUUUUAUUUUUAAAUAUUUUGUAACAUUAACUUACACUUUAAAUCCUUGGUUUAAGUUCGUCCACGCUUCAUUAGCUAGAUUUUCUAAUAUUUCUAGUAUAUAAAUCAUUAGAAAAUAAUUUUUUUCUUUGAUAUUAUGAAGGUUGAAUUUUCUUCAAUUUUAAAUAAAUUUUUGUACAAUAGAAAAUUACUUUUAUUGAGCUUAAAUUUAACAUUAAGGAUAACAUUUUACAUAUAAAUUUUAGUCACAGUGUAAUAUUAGAUUGAGUCCUUAAAUUGAGUAGUCGGUAGGUACCACAGAACAGACAACGCUAAAAGCUAACGCUUUUAGCAAUAGAAGUAGCAAGGGGGCGUGGCCCGUGUACACCCGGGUGUGCGGAACAUCGCAAGCGUGUCCGCGCAUGUACUAGCAGUCUUGUUUUGUUCUGUGACAAAAGGAAUAAACAAUAUUCAACUCUAAAGUAAGGGUGACAUGUUCCAUUUUUCACUAAAUAUUAAACAGCCAUUUAGGCCACGCCCCUGGGUACGCUGGGUUCAAUACAAAGAAUAGGCACUUAAUAAAUCUAGUUGCCUCUUAUAUCUGUGGUAGGUACAUAAUUUGUAAUACCUAUAAAAUUUAACCUAACUUCAUUCUGAAGCGAUAUUUUUGUUAUUAGUUUUUCAAGUAUUUUUUUUAUCACCAUUCAAUAAUAAUGAUAAUAACAUGCGUAGGUAUACCGGCGUAACUUAUAAGUGGUAGUAUUGAUAACGGUUACUUUUUGUUCUGUUCAUUAUAAUUUUUUAUUAAGUCGAUUAGCUUACAUACUAAACACCAUCGCUCCUGGCACGUAAUAAGACACGUAAGUUCUAUUUACUAACAUACUGGUAUAAAUCUUGCACUUUGUAUAAUAUUCGGUAAAUCCAUCUGCAUAUAUUUUAUAAGUAUUGCUAGGUGUGCCAGGAGCUUUGGUACGAGGUAUAAUAUAGUUUUAAAUGUAUUUAAAUGGAAACAACGAUCCUUGAAUUUUAUGAUAGUUCUGUGGAACAGUGUAGAAUAUUUUAGUACCUAACCGCUAGAGAUAGUUUAGGUUAUGGUUUAAUUAAAAAAACAAAUUACUUUUUACAUUAAUAAACUUUAAAUUGAA